AGGAACCGAACAAGCGUAAACAAUACGCCAUCGUCGAAUGAUCUUGUUUAGUGCGACGUUGGUCAGAAAUCGUCGUGUAGAACCGGGUGAAACAAACAAGUGUGCCGUGUUUCGUGCGUGUUUUGCUUUCUCGUGAGCAGUUUCCAUUCGAGCGCAAGUAAUAUCUCCGACCCGCACCAUGCUUAUCACAGUGCUGGACGUAACCAUGACCGAGGGUUCCACCUUCGAGGUGGCCGACGAUAUGGAGGUGGAGAAUCUGAUCGCCCUGUGCCGGAUGGAAUUCAACAUACAGGAGAACCUGGAACUAAAGCUGUCCAGCAAGCAGGGCGUAAUGCUGAACCACAGGGAAACUCUAACGCACUACGGUGUCAAGGAUGGAGACUUGGUGUGGCUGCACAAAGCCGAACCGCGACCGGCCCGUCCACCGGCACCGAGUGCCACAGAUGCAUCGAGACUGGCGAGUCUAGAUUUUGGCUCCAUCCAAGUACCGAGUCGAUUGUCCGGUGCCGCUAGUGGUUCUGCGGCAGCCAGUGGGUCCACCGCCGGUGGCGCUGGUCCUGUGAAUCCACGCCCGUCGCCCUCGGUGGGCAUGGAGGACGAUCCGGCCGUGGUGCGGGAGAUGUUUCUUUCUAAUCCGGACCAGCUGGCACUGUUGAAGCAAAACAAUCCGCGACUGGCCGAGGCACUGCUUUCCGGCAACCUUGACACGUUUGCCGGCGUGAUGCGCAAGCAGAUUGCCGAGCGCAUGGAGAAACAGCAGAAGCGACUUCGAAUACUGCAGGCCAGCCCGUUCGAUGCGGAAGCCCAGCGGCUGAUUGCCGAGGAGAUCAAACAGAAGAACAUCGAAGCGAACAUGGAGGCCGCGAUGGAGUUCAAUCCCGAAACUUUCGGCACCGUGGUGAUGCUUUAUAUUAACUGUAAGGUCAAUGGUCACCCGGUCAAGGCAUUCAUUGACUCGGGCGCCCAGGCAACGAUCAUGAGUGCGGCCGCUGCCGAGCGGUGCAACAUUAUGCGGCUGGUGGACACGCGCUGGGCGGGCAUCGCGAAGGGUGUCGGCGUGCAGCGGAUCAUCGGGCGCAUCCACAUGGUGCAGAUACAGAUCGAGAACGAUUUCCUCACCUCGAGCUUCUCGGUGCUGGAGGAGCAACCGAUGGACAUGCUGCUCGGGCUGGACAUGCUCAAGCGCCAUCAGUGCAACAUCGAUCUCAAGGGCAACGUGCUGCACAUCGGCACGACCGGCACGAAGACUCCGUUCCUGGCCGAAGGAGAUCUGCCCGAGUGUGCCCGGUUGACGGGCAGCCCGGAGGAAGAAAAGCGCGCCCUAAACGAGUCGACCAAACUGGCGGAGGAGCUGGCGAUCAAGGAAGCGCUCACCCGAAGUGCCCAAGAAGAAGCAGCGGCAAGCGGCAGCAGCAGCAGCAAACAACACAACCAGCAAACCUCAGCUUCCAGCACGGCCACGUCAACCACUACCACUCCUACCUCGGCCGCUAGUGCUCCCGUGCCGAUGGAGCAAGACACAGCGGCCCCAGUGACGAACGUGCCGGUAUUAGCGUCCGCGGUGACGGAGGAAAUACCGCUCACGCUGCUGCCAACCGAUCGUUUCACCGAGAUGGACGUGGUCGAGCUGGAAUCGAUGGGCUUCAACCGGCAGCUGGUGCUGGACGAACUCAGGGCCGCCAACGGCGACAAAACGAAAGCGACUUCGGGACUGUUUCUGAAGCUAGGAUAA
Messenger RNA from Anopheles bellator, 1732 nucleotides. It is a transcript of the gene rngo, whose product is annotated as protein DDI1 homolog 2. NCBI's taxonomy places the organism in Eukaryota, Metazoa, Arthropoda, Insecta, Diptera, Culicidae. The transcript has 3 exons. Gene Ontology annotation, molecular function: aspartic-type endopeptidase activity. The coding region runs from base 179 to 1732 and encodes 517 amino acids. The record is from RefSeq and is a predicted model, not a curated record. Gene Ontology annotation, biological process: proteolysis.